AUGUUACCCGUUACUGGAGAUAAUGGGAUCAUGUUACCCGUUACUGGAGAUAAUAAGAUCAUGUUACCCGUUACUGGAGAUAAUAAGAUCAUGUUACCCAUCGCCGGAGAUAAUGGGAUCAUGUUACCCGUUACUGGAGAUAAUAAGAUCAUGUUAGCCGUCAGUGGAGAUAAUGGGAUCAUGUUAGCCGUCAGUGGAGAUAAUGGGAUCAUGCUACCCGUUACUGGAGAUAAUAAGAUCAUGUUACUGGAGAUAAUGGGAUCAUGUUACUGGAGAUAA
Pelobates cultripes (western spadefoot toad) is the source of this 279-nucleotide messenger RNA. The record is from the annotation of a GenBank genome assembly. Lineage: Eukaryota; Metazoa; Chordata; Amphibia; Anura; Pelobatidae.